Messenger RNA from Didymodactylos carnosus, 4296 nucleotides. Lineage: Eukaryota; Metazoa; Rotifera; Eurotatoria; Philodinida; Philodinidae. The record is from the annotation of a GenBank genome assembly.
AUGCUCAAAGCCUUAGAUGUAAUUCUAAUACUAUCCAUGGCAAAUAUAUUUCGAGAAUUUUUAUCAGAUGCUGAAAAAGGUGAUAGUGAUUCGAUACAAAAAGCUAUUCAUCGAGGUAUCGAUUUAGAAACACGCGAUGAAGAUCAACAGACGGCAUUAAUUUUGGCUGCACGUCUAGGUCAUAUUGAAUGUGUUAAAGUUUUAGUUGAUACGAAAGCAAAUGUGAAUGCUGAAGAUGUGGAUGGAUGGACAGCAUUACUCAAUGCUACAAAAGAAGGUUAUAUUGAUAUUGUACGUUUGCUUGUCGAAAAUAAUGCUGACAUUGAACAUAGUGAUUGUGGUGGUUUUACAUCGUUAAUGUGGGCGGCAUAUCAAGGUCACACGGCAAUUGUUGAAUAUUUGAUAACAUCAGGAUCUGUUUUGAAUGUGGUUGAUGAACACGGUAUCACACCUUUGACUUGGGCAUCGGGUCGUGGACAUGUGGCAAUCGUAUCGGCAUUGCUAUCAGCAGGAGCUAAGCCGAAUCUUGCCGACAAAACUAAUACGACUGCAUUGCAUUGGGCAUGCAGACGAAAUUACACAAAUAUCGCUCAAUUACUAUUACAACAUGGUGCAAAUAUUAAUGCUAUUGGAAUGAAAAACGUGACACCGUUACUAGUUUGUUUAAAAAAUGGUCAUCAAGAAACUGCCCUCCGUCUUUUAGAAUGUCGCCCGGAUAUCAAAGUACAAGACAAAGAUGGACAAACAGCGUUGAGUUUAGCGUCAAGUCAUGGUAUGACUGACGUCGUCAAAGUACUCAUAGAACAACAUGCAUAUGUUAACACAACAGAUAAAAACGGUGAUUCAGUGUUAUUUUCGGCAGUUAAAUCGGGUAAUGAAGAUUGUGUAGCUAUUCUAAUUGAUAGUCAUGCUGAUAUUGAUAUUGUUGGUGCUGAAAAUAAAACAGUGGUCUGGUGGGCUGUUGAACGUGGAAAACUUGAAAUAUUAAAAUAUUUAUUACAAUUUAAUCCUGAUGUAGAAAUUUGUGCUGGUGAAGAAGAAGAUACACCUUUGUUAUUGGCAACUAAACGUAAACGUGUUGCAAUGGUUUAUGAACUAAUUAAGUAUGGUGCAAAAUUAUCUGCUGUUGAUAGACAUGGAGAUAAUUGUUUACAUAUAGCAUUACGAAAUCGUACACGUGAAAUUGCUGAUAUUUUACUAUCAAAUCCACGUCAUUCUAAAUAUCUUUAUCGACCAAAUAAAAAAGGUGUUACACCGUAUAAAAUUGAUGCCACAUUACAAAAAUCAAUCUUAACAACAAUAUUUGGUCAACGUACAUUAAAUCUUAAUGAUGAUUCGAUACUUGGUUACGAUUUAUAUUCAUCAGCGUUAGCCGAAAUUCUAUCGGAACCAUCUUUGCGAACGCCUAUUACAGUUGGACUUUUUGCAAAAUGGGGAUCAGGAAAAAGUUUUUUAUUAUCACAUUUGAAAGACGAGAUGAAAGGUUUUGCUCAAUUAACCGAUUUUCCAACAUUAAAAUUUUCUCCAUUACUUAUAUCAUUAGUAUUAAUUAUUGCAUUGAUUAUUGGCCUACUCACCGGCUUUAUGAUCCAUUAUAUUGUUGGAUUAGUAUUGAGUUUUUCUUGGCUAUUAUUGUCAUUUUUAUCCUUGUUUCUUAUUUAUUAUCUUCUAAAACGAAAAGAUUAUUUGUGGACAGCAAAUAUAGCUCAUUUCAUAACGAAUCGUUUGGAAUCCUUACGAUUUUUACUUCAAGUAUUAUUUAUGAAUCCACAUGGUAUAGGACGAAAACAGGGAACUGAUGAUUAUAAAAAAAUGAAAUUUAUAUUCACUGAAUAUGGCAAAGUGUCCACGGUAGAGGAUGGCAUUGGUGGUAUGAUAGCAUCAUUAAGUCAAAAUGUAGAAGAUACAUUUGGACUGAUUUCAACACGUUUGUGUCGUGUGUUACAAACAAAAGAUGAAAGCCGUUAUCGUUUUCGUUAUAUAUGUUGUAUGCCAGCCUUUGUAUUUGGUAUUAUUAUUUUUGUUCUUCUUUUUGUUAUGGCAAUAUUAGCUGCUAUUAAAGGUGUACCCAGUACUCAACGUUCUGUUAAUAUUACAUAUAUCACAUUGAUAAGUUUAGUGAGCGCAGCAUUUCUGAGUACUUGUCAUACAUGGAUUCGUUUAAUAUUUGUAUUAAUAAAAGCACCUAAAUCAAAAAUAAUUCGUUUUAAUGAGAAAAAUGAUCUAGUUGGACGUGAAGGAUCAAUGUAUAGAUUAAAGAAAGAAAUUACACAAUUAUCCUAUAUUAUCAAAUCUGUUGAUGCAUUUUUAAACAUUACCACUCGUUUGGUUGUGUUAAUCGAUGGUCUUGAUGUUUGUGAACAGUCACGCAUUUUACAGAUCUUGGAUCAAGUGCAUGUACUGUUUACAAGAGAAAAUCAUCCUUUUAUCACGCUGCUUGUUGUUGAUCCACAUAUGAAAAUAGUUGAAAGUAUUCCAGCAGUUUCAGGCGAUUCAUCACAACAUGCGCUAUAUGAUACAAACGUAAAUGGUCAUGAUUAUUUGCGUUCAAUUAUACAAUUACCAGUAUAUUUACAACUUAAUUUAACAAAAACCAAACAGUUAAAGAAAAAUGCUGACACCGGUUACUUAAAAAAGCGUGGAAAUGUCUCAACAUCUGAAUUGACACAUCAAUUGAUGCAAUCGGAUUAUUUUCUCGAUAUUAAUCCACGUAUUUUGCAACGUUUGAUAAAUAUUAUUGCAAUGACAGGACGGUUAUUACGGGCAUAUCAAGUUCUAUUCAGUUGGAAAAGAUUGGGUAGUUGGAUUUAUUUAACUGAACAAUGGCCUUAUCGAAUAUCUUGGAUUGUGGUGUGUUACGAAGAUCAUGAACAAAAUUUUUCCAAUGAUGAAUCACUUAAAGUUCUAUAUGAAAAAAUUCAACCAUUUAUACCACAAGCAAAUGAUCCAUUGUUGGAGCUUGAUCGUAAUCCAAGAAAAUUUGAACUUUUCUUAGAAUGCAGUGAACCUGUUUUAACAAUGACUGAUUUAAAAUUAUUUUUACCAUGUACAUGCAAUUUGGACCCGUAUCUAUCAAAAUUAAUUCGAGGUGCUUUAAUUGAAUUGUCCAUUGAUUGUUUCAAUAAGUCACCUUCUUAUUGGUAUGCAACAAAUCCUCAUAGUCAAACUGCAAACACUGAUAUAUUUAAAAAUUUUAACGAGGCCAAUAUUCCAUUGCGUACAACAACUCAACAACAUCAACGGUCUGGUGUAGCAAAAAGAAGAGGGUCUGUGUCUGUUCCGUUUAAUCCAAAAUUUGGAUGUCCAAGUCCAUCAAACGAUUCAAAUCGUUUUUAUCAAGCCCAAAAUACGUCACAUACAAUGAAUGAUCAAGCGUAUUUUUCUAAAAAUCGAUAUAAUCGCUCUCAUAUGAGAUUAUACGAGGAUCCCAAUGUAUCAUCUUCAACGUCUUCCGUUCCUCAUCAACAAGCAAACGUUACAGAAUUAUCAACAACUGAUGGCACUGUUAAAUUGGAUAUGACACCGAUGUUAAGUCAGAUGAGUGUUAGUGAUAUUUGUGAUUCAAUCAAAACUAAUAUUGAUGGACUAAAACCAUCUAUGAUUCCGAUUUAUGUUCAAGAUAUGGAGGAAAAUAAUAUAUCUGGACAAGUAUUAACUUCGUGCGAUUUAGAUGACUUAAGACAGGCUAUUUCGAUGACAUUUGGAGACUGGGUAUUGUUUACAAAUUGGGUUCGAAUAAAACGUGAUCACGAACGACGUUCUCAAUUUCGUGUACAACAGCACCAACAACAAGUAAAUAUCAAUGAUAAUAAAUCGAUAAUAAAUGAUUCAUACGAUGAUUAUGAUCUGUAUGCUGAAAAGAACGUUCUUAGUGCUGCUCUCUCACGCUUAUUAUCACCAUCAUCCACCAUACCAGCAAACGGUGGAACGAAUCUUCUUGAUGAAAAUGAUGUGUUAAUAUCAACAAGGCCAUCCUCUUCUGAUUAUGUUGUAACUGAUAAAAAAAAUGUCAAAUUUUUUAUACCGUUAAGUCGUUCAGGAGUGACAUCAAAUGAAGACACAAUUGGUGUUAUUGAGUCAACAAGUCGAAGAAUAGCGCAUGUCAAAGAUUUAUUUUCUUAUAAUAAUACAUUGCAACCAUCAAUAACAAUAUCGAAGAUUGGUACUGAAAAUCAUCGACAAAGAGAUGAAAGGCAAAUAGACGAAGAACCAUUACUUAGAGAAUCAAAUGUCGAUGAACAUCAUGAGCAGAAUGAAAAUGUAGGUGAGACCGACGAUGCUGAAGAUGAUUCGUAG